AUGAGUUCUUCAUUAAGCUCUCGUGAACCUUCACCAUCUAUGAAACAAACUUUACCAAACGAUUAUGGAGCACCUAUUGAAUAUUUCUUACGAGCUGCACAAUGGCAAAGAGCAGUCUCACCAAGGUUAGGUGUUCCACCAGCUCCUGUCAAAAAUAGCAUUUGGUCAAGUCCUUAUAUAAGAUAUGGUCUCCCACUAGGUUUGCUAGCUACAGCAGGAGCAGUUAUGAUGUUGAAAAGAAAUAAAGCAAAUGUUGUAAAUAAUACUGAAGUAGCUGAAGUUAAACAAACUCCAACACCUUCACAAGCAAAACCUUCAAUGACUCCUGAACCUAUGGAAGUACAAACUCCUGUUCAAAAGUCAACUCCAAAACCGACUCCAACAUUUAAACCAGAACCUACUCCGCAAAUAAAUCGUAAAACUCCUGCGUUUCCUUACUGA
This is a messenger RNA of Trichomonas vaginalis G3, 441 nucleotides long. RefSeq lists its product as uncharacterized. The record is from RefSeq and is a predicted model, not a curated record. Bases 1 to 441 code for a protein of 146 amino acids. NCBI's taxonomy places the organism in Eukaryota, Parabasalia, Trichomonadida, Trichomonadidae. The transcript has a single exon.